Molecule: messenger RNA, 5859 nt
Organism: Cherax quadricarinatus
Lineage: Eukaryota; Metazoa; Arthropoda; Malacostraca; Decapoda; Parastacidae
Source: RefSeq, a predicted model, not a curated record
AUAAUCUUCAACUUGUCGGUAUUUCACACCAUUUUCAAUAUAAGGCGUAAGCUGUCAGUGGCCCAUUACAACCCCAACAAGAAUGAGAAGCAGUAGCAACUUGACAGCUUGUAAAGAUGGCUUUAAAUAGACUACAAGAAGAAGCUGGUGCAGCAGCAAACCUUGUGGAAAUGGACUCGGUGCCAGGAGGAUAUGAAUUAGUCAGUCCACAUCGCACUAAUAAGGUGGAUAGUUUGGAUUUAGUAGAACUUGCAAAGGAAAUCCAGAAGGCUGACACUUUUGUACAUGCUAACGUAAGUAAUAAGCUGCAGGUGAUUGCAGAACAAGUGCGCUUUCUUCAGGAACAAGCCAGAAAAGUCCUUCAAGAAGCUAAGGACAAUGCUGACCUUCAUCACAUCCCAUGCAACUUCGUCAAGAAACCAGGCAGCACUUACCAUCUUUAUCGGCGACCAUCUGGCCAAAAGUAUUUCUCCAUUAUCAGCCCAAAGGAGUGGGGAUCAACAUGCCCGCAUGAGUUCUUGGGAUCAUUCCAUUUGGAACACGACCAAUCCUGGACAGCAGAGGAUAAGAUGGAAGAGAGAUUAAAUGAUCAGCAGAUGAUAGACAAAAUUUUGACAUGUUCAAACACCUUAUCUAUAACAUUGAGCAAAAAAUAGACAAGACCUUUAUAGAAGUACAUUACAGGUAAAGGAGGGCCCCUCUUAUACAGAAGGUUAGGCUCCAGGCUACCACUGUAUAGCGAAAAUCACCGUAAGACAAAUCACCCUUUUUUUUCACUUAAAUGCAUAUAAAUGCCUGAUAAUAUGUUUUCACUAUGAUAUAUUAAGUUAGCAGUAGAGCUAGGCAUGAAAAACACCAUAGAAAAGAGUAAGGCGAUGAGGUUAUCAAAUGAUUUAGAUAAAGAAAAAUUGAAUAUCAAAUUGGAGGAGUAUGGAAGAAAUGAAUGUUUCAGAUAUUUGGGAGUUGACGUGUCAGCAGAUGGAUUUAUGAAGAAUGAGGGUAAUCAUAGAAUUGAUGAAGGAAAAAAGGUGAGUGGUGCAUUGAGGUAUAUGUGGAGACCAAAAAAAUGUUAUCUAUGGAGGCAAAGAAGGGAAUGUAUGAAAGUAUAGUGGUACCAACACUCUUAUAUGGGUGUGAAGCUUGGGUUGUAAAUGCUGCAGUGAGGAGGCAGUGGAGAUGUCCUGUCUAAGGGCAAUGUGUGGUGUAAAUAUUAUGCAGAAAAUUUGGAGUGUGGAAAUUAGGAGGUGUGGAGUUAAUAAAAGUAUUAGAGGGCUGAAGGUGGUUUGGUCAUUUAGAGAGAAUGGAUCAAAGUAGAAUAACAUGGAGAGCGUAUAAAUUUGUAGGGGAAGGAAGGCGGGGUAGGGGUUGUCCUUGAAAAGGUUGGAGGAAGGGGUAAAGGUUUUGUGGGUGAGGGGCUUGGACUUCCAGCAAGCGUGCAUGAAUGUGUUAGGAGUGAAUGGAGAUGAAUGGUAUUUGGGACCUGAUGAGCUGUUGGAGUGUGAGCAGGGUAAUAUUUAGUGAAGGGAUUCAGGGAAACUGGUUAUUUUUAUAUAGCCGGACUUGAGUCCUGGAAAUGGGAAGUACAGUGCCAGCACUUUAAAGGAGGGGUUUGGGAUAUUGGCAGUUUGGAGGGAUAUAUUGUGUAUCUCAAUACAUAUAUGCUUCUAAACUGUUGUAUUUCUGAGCACCUCUGCAAAAACUGUGAUUAUGUGUGAGUGAGGUGAAAGUGUUGAAUGAUGAUGAAAAUAUUUUCUUUUUGGGGAUUUUCUUUCUUGUUGGGUCACCCUGCCUCGGUGGGAGAUGGCUGACUUGUUAAAAAAAAAAAAAUCUUUAGUUCUACAAGUACAUGUACAAGGUAUACAGGCCUAGCUGAUAUCAGUGACAUACUACUGUAUAGAAUGGCCCUUGUUAUGCAGAGCAUUUCUGGCAGAUUAGGUCAGUUUUGUCCUGGGAUGUGACCUAUACCAGUUGACUAACACUGAGGUACCCAUUUUACUGAUGGGUGAACAGGAUAACAGGUGUAAAGAAACAUACCCAAUGUUUGCACCCUUGCCAGGAAUCGAACCCGGACCCUCAGCUUGUGAAGAGAGAGCUUUGCCUACCAGGCCACAAGCCACCUUAGAGUAAAAGUAAAAUGCUCAUACAGUACACUCACUGCUUACCUUAAAAUAUUUGUAGUCUUAAUGUAGGGUGAGAGGUGAGCAGUAUCUAUUGUAGGAAGUCAGGUGUGGUAGCCUGCCCAGCUACCACACCUAACAGUUAUGUUUAUUUGUUUUACAUAAAAGCCACAGCCCAGCUGACUGUAAGUACAAUUAUCAGAGUACGUAUAAAAUAUGCAGUAACUUUAAAAUGUUUGAGAGACAGAGCUCAUGGAGGAGCUUGUGGAUGCUGUAAUAGCGAAUCAGGAAGCAGUAUAAACAAAUUUUUGGCCAUAAUUUGAAUUGUCCAUAUUAGCGAAUUGCUGUAAAGUGGGGCCCUUCAUACUGUAUGUGCACACAUCAGUAAAAUAACCAUAUCAGGGAUAAAAACAGCUCUUAAGAAAGAAAAAGAAAUUAGGCCUGGCAGGUGCUCUUAUAGCAGGUCAGUUUUAAAUAGUCAUUUUUCUGUACUACAGGUAUUCCUCACUUAACGACCUACCUGGUUAACGACCACUCGGACUUACAACCAGCUCUCCGACCCAUGUUUAUUUAAUGCCUAGUUCUAUUUUUAAUAUACUAAAAAUGUUAUAAAUGGUGCAAAGGUGACAUUAAAGAUGAUUGACACAAACCCACUACUAGUCCAGUACGCAUGAAAUAUCAGCAAGGGACAGCUCCUUGCUUAACCCUUUCACUGUCAAGACCCCUGCUCGCAAGGGGAGGGUGGCUCUAGAACCUUACAUCAGGAGCCUUUCACUAGCAUCUAUAGGUACUUUAAUGGAAGGGAUUAUAGGUCACUUCACUUUUUUUUUUUCAUUAUAUUCAUUGGAAACAGCUAAACUUACAAGGGUCUUGUAGCAUGCCUAAUUUUUUUUUUUUUUUGUAUCCCAGAUGAGUUUAGUAGUUGCCCUUCCAUUUCAUCAUGUCCCCAUUCCAUGCUCUGUCUGCACGCAUUUCUUAUUCUAGCUUGUUUAACUAUAUUAUAGGUACCACCUUAUCAAAUGUCUCUCCAUCCAUAGUUUUCUUUCUAGACACUGUCAUUCAUCAUUGGGUAUUAUGCUGAUCUAGAGUAUUAUGGGUGUCUGCAGUUUAAAAUCUCUAUGCUGUCUAUAUUUCUUAAUCAUGGACUUACAGAUGCCUAUUGUCUCUUACCUUCUUUGCUUCUAUAGCCUUCAUGAUACAAAGACACGUAGAUUAUUAUGAGUGCUAAACCCAUAUGGGUCAUUUAGUGCACAAAUCUUAUAAAAGCAGCAUUUUUUUCACACACUAGUCAUCUUCCACCUGUAUAGGUUCAGCAUUACAUAGAAAUGAUGCUGCCAUGAGGGUAAAAUGUACAAAGGGUGGGUUCUUAUGCUAAAGAAAGUCAGUUAUAAUAAACCUUUGUUGAAGGUGGAGCUUUUCAAAGAGGGGCAAGGCAGAAUAAAGAUAUCGGGAAAUCUCAAGUAAAAAAGGCCUUCUACUUGCUCUGUUCAUCUAAGAGAAAAGCACCCAUUGACACUUUGUGAGAAUUGUAAGUUCUGAAAGAUUGUCCCACUCAGAAUGUGUAGACUUUUUUUUUAACUAUCUUUCAGUGCCCUAACAUGUUUAUUCUAUAUUAUAUAAUUAUUAUUAUAAUCAUGGGGAAGCACUAAACCCAUAGGAUUAUACAGUGCCUGUGGGAGUGGGGGGGAUGUAAGGUAUUCAGGCUUAAUUCAAGGAAUAGGAGCACAGAUCCAUGUUUACUUUAAUUUUCUUUCUGACAGCCAUAUUUUUAAUGCAUUCACUCUGAUUUCUCACAUGAAAAUGAUAUAUUGCAAUAAGCAAGAAAUGCAUGUUAAAAAUGUUAUAAAAGGUUCUCCUGUAUGUUGUUGGAAAUAUAAACACUUAAGCAGUAUAAUGUGAUCCUUUACCGACAAUGUUUCACUCAAGCAGUGCGCUUUAUCAAGUCACAAAUAGAUCUGUUUGUGACUUGAUAAAGCCCAUUGCGUAGGCGAAACGUUGUCAAUAAAAGAUCACAGUGUACUGCUUAAGUGUUUAUAUUUCCAUUGUGUCGGUAUUUUAUACCAUUUAUUUCUUUCCUGUAUGUUGUUGUUACAUAAACCAGAAAAGCUGUAAAACUAAAGUACAGUACCAUAAAAAAUUCAAAUUCCAUAAUGACUCUUCAAUGAAUCAAAAACAUUCUUAUGUACUUGGUAACCCAUUAUUGUUUACAUGUACUCUAUCCUCAAACAUUUUUCCACAAUGCUAGUGUGCUUCAUUAUGCACUAAGGUGCUGCUGUCUUCAUUCCCAUUCUCUCCCUCAAUGUUUUCUUUAAAAAAGUCAAGUCUUGUAUGAAAAAUCUUUAUUUAAGAUUCAUUGUAAAAAAUGGUAUAACUGAUUUCUAAUUUUAUUAAUGAUUUUCAAUAUAAUAAUAAUAAUACAUAAAACUGGGUAAAUUAACUGCCUUGUCAACUGUCAUAGUAUAAUAUUGAUCCAUGGAAGAUUCCUCUACAGUUCAAAUUAUCUGAACUAUCUGUAUUACCUUUAAAAAGACAGUAUGAAAUUACUUUUAAACAUGCAUACCUAUGGUCAGUUUUCAAUGUUAUUCUGUUCCUUGAGAUAAUGUUGAGGCCUGAACAUGACAAGUAGUUUAAAGAUUAUAAGCAAACAUUAGGGCACAUUAAAAAAGUGACUAAGGUCCCAGGACCAAAACAUUUUCUAUUAUAAUCAAGGGGUUAAAACAUUUCCUAAUACAGUGGACCCCCGCAUAACGAUUACCUCCGAAUGCGACCAAUUAUGUAAGUGUAUUUAUGUAAGUGCGUUUGUACGUGUAUGUUUGGGGGUCUGAAAUGGACUAAUCUACUUCAUAAUAUUUCUUAUGGGAACAAAUUCGGUCAGUACUGGCACCUGAACAUACUUCUGGAGUAAAAAAAUAUCGUUAACCGGGGGUCCACUGUAUGUCCUAAUGUUUGCUCAUGAGUUUUUAAACUACUACCUGAACAGCUCAACUGCUGCUGCCAGUGACACACACAAAAAUACCUUAUGGGCAAAAUUUUGGAGCAAGCCACUGAUGUUACUACUUAUAAGAAAAAAUAUAACCACAAAGUUAGUUGCAGGUAGAUAAACCUCAGCACAGAAUACUUUCAUAUUUAAUGACCAUAUUCCUUGGAAAGUGGAGCAGAAUUCUUCCUAUGGAAGUCAUAAGAGGUGACCAACAUGCCAGGAGCAAGGGGCUAGUAACACCUCCUGUAUACAUUAAUACUAAGAGAAACCUUUGUUUUUCUUUUUGGACCAACCUGCCUCGGUGGGAUAUGGGUGGUUUUCUGAAAGAUUCCUUGAAUUUGUUUUAAGAUCUACAAAUGUGUUUUACAGUUUUUUUAUGUUGUAAAUUAAUGCUCUAAAUCGCAUUUGAUUCUUCACCAAAGAGGAAUGUUUCACCAGAUAUGAACUAUUUACUUUUCUUUCAUUGAUAACUAUAGAGAAAUAAAUAAUAAAAAUCAACAAGCAAGCUGUUGCCAACAAAUUGCUGAAUUUUUGUAGUCACAAAUUUUUCCUUAAUGAUAAAGCCUUAAUGCAACUCAUAAAUUAAUAAUAAAUAUAGAAAACACACAAAAAAAUUUAAUAUAUUUUUAUGUACCCAAGGACUAAAGAGAUGGCCUUCGUAACCAGUUCUUGGUUCACAAUGACACAUCAACUGAACCUACAUAACACCACAAUUUUACCCAUACCAAAGAAAAAAAAAACCCUCACUUCAUAAAUUAUGAA